UAAAGGGAUUUGUGGUCACAAUCUGAUUAGUGAUCACUCUUUUCCUCAUGGCAAGUGUUAAAGGUGCAAUUCUGUAUUGAAAUAAAGUUUUAUUGGAAGCACUCUUCCAAUGUAUCUCCCAGAUAAGAUUUGAGAAGGUUUUAUUUUUUGUUGAAGCCUUCCAUGGAGGGCUUAUUUAUCUGUUACUCCUCCCAAAUCUAACCAAACACUGGGGAUUUUGGGGUGAGAUUUCAAUGUUCACUUCAUGCUUUUGUAAUGCCAUUAUGCUUCUUUGUUUUGUUCUACUAUGUUUGAUUUGGCAUGCACAAGCAUGGUAGGUUUUAGAAACUUGUUGGUAUGUAAGAUGAUUAAACUUCAAAAAUUAAAACACAACAUUUAUCAGCAACAAAAUUCUGGAUGCACAGAUCUGAAGUAUCUUGAGAUGCAAAUUGAGAGGGCUCGCUCGAUGACUCCUGGAAAAUAUUCUGCCAAGAACAGACCUGAUUGCUUCCUGAAAAUGACAAAGAAUUGUCCACUAAGUAGAGCCGGCAGCGGAAAGGACGUACGUCACUUUGAGUUUGAAGCUGUUUCUUGUUUGAUUGAAUAUGAAGUUGGUGAUGUUCUUGAGGUUCUUCCUGGUCAAAGUCCUGCUGCUGUAGAUGCUUUUAUCAAGCGAUGUAAUUUGAACCCUGAAUCAUACAUAACUGUUGAGCCUAGAGAUAAAGAGAAUAAACUCAGUGCAAGUUCUUUGUUAUUCCCUGUAAAAUUAAAAACAUUCGUGGAGCUAACAAUGGAUGUUGCGUCAGCUUCCCCAAGACGCUAUUUCUUUGAGGUCAUGAGUGUUUUUGCUAAUGCGGAACAUGAGAAAGAAAGACUUCAAUACUUUGUCUCUCCUGAAGGAAGAGAUGAUUUAUAUCAGUACAACCAGAAGGAACGGAGGACUGUUUUAGAGGUACUGGAGGAUUUCCCUUCUGUGCAGAUGCCCUUUGAAUGGUUGGUACAACUCGUUCCUCCAUUAAAAACAAGAGCUUUCUCCAUCUCGUCUUCUCCUUCAGUUCAUCCAAAUGAAGUGCACUUAACAGUAAGCGUGGUAUCAUGGACGACACCUUACAAGAGGAAACGUAUGGGUCUUUGCUCAUCGUGGCUAGCGAGUCUUGAUCCUCAGCAACAAAGAAGCCUUAUACCGGCAUGGAUUACUAAAGGGUCUCUUCCUCCCCCACCACCAUCACUUCCACUUAUACUCAUUGGACCUGGCACUGGAUGUGCACCUUUUCGCGGAUUUGUGGAGGAACGAGCCCUACAGAGUAAAUCCGGUCCAACUGCUCCAAUUGUUUUCUUCUUUGGCUGCAGAAACGAGAAUAACGACUUCUUAUAUAAAGAUUUUUGGCUGUCCCAU
Messenger RNA from Olea europaea var. sylvestris, 1375 nucleotides. Its product is annotated as NADPH-dependent diflavin oxidoreductase 1. Gene Ontology annotation, cellular component: cytosol. Lineage: Eukaryota; Viridiplantae; Streptophyta; Magnoliopsida; Lamiales; Oleaceae. The record is from RefSeq and is a predicted model, not a curated record. Gene Ontology annotation, molecular function: flavin adenine dinucleotide binding; oxidoreductase activity; FMN binding. The transcript is spliced from 7 exons. The annotation marks the transcript as partial.